Molecule: messenger RNA, 1161 nt
Organism: Hansenula ciferrii
Lineage: Eukaryota; Fungi; Ascomycota; Saccharomycetes; Phaffomycetales; Wickerhamomycetaceae
Gene: ORC6
Product: origin recognition complex subunit 6
Exons: 1
Coding region: 1-1161 (386 amino acids)
Biological process (GO): DNA replication
Cellular component (GO): nuclear origin of replication recognition complex
Molecular function (GO): DNA binding
Source: RefSeq, a predicted model, not a curated record
AUGAGCUCACCUUUCGUAAUUGCUGCUAUACGGGAUGUGGCACCCACUUUAUCUGAACCGUAUCCACAAGAGUUGAGAAGGCUUAUAGAUAGUCUUUAUGACUACUCAAAAUUUAAAAUCAGUUUAAGUCAAAAUGAAGAAAUUGCAAGAUAUCAUAUAUGUGCAAUUUUGGCAAUUGAACGAUUAAAACCACAAUUCAACUUUCAAGAUCCUGUGUUAGAUAAAGCACCUGUGCCCACAAAAAUGGUUGCUCAACUUUUAAAUAUUUUUCAAAAUCAUUUCCAAGUGAAAAGUUCAAAACCUACACCAGUUUCAACUCCAAAGAAAAAAAUAGAUGAUAAAAAACUUAAAGUUCCCACACCUAGCCCUUCACCUUCCAAAAGGAAACCAGGUCGUCCUCCAGGAUCACCAAAUAAAUUGACACUAAGGCAAAAAUUGGAGAAGGCUUCGGGUGAUAAAAGUACUAGCUCUUCUAAUUCUACACCACAAAACUCACCAAAGAAACAAAUUAUCAGUGAUGAAUUUCUACAGAAAACUCCUAAGAAGAAUACACAGUCACAGCCUAACACACCAACCAAAAGCAUACUAAAAUUUAACGGGAAUAAAACUGGACCAACUUCAAAUUAUUCAUCUCCUACAAAAUACAUGAAACUUUUAUCAGCUAGUGAAAUCACAGCAUUAUGCAACAAAUUCCAACUAGAUACUGAUGUCACACAGAAUAUAAUAGAAACAUUUAAACAAUAUUGCAGAAAAGUAUCCAACGAAUGGAUUCUACUUUGUGGUCUCAUAAUAAACUGUUAUUUCGUCAUUCAUCAUAAAGUUAUAAAUGAACAACUUGGUUCCAAGACAAGUACAAUUAAAGCUAUGUUUUCCUUACAAAACGGUGGACUUAUGCUGGAACAAGUCAACACAAGUGUCAAUAUCGCACAUAAUCUCAUAGCAUACAACAAAUGGUUCAAGCAGCUCAAGAUUAAGCAUGGAGUAUCGCUUGAAUCCCAAUCUAUUGCAUCGACUACUGGGAACAUGAUUUCCCCAGAAGUCCAAUUCCAUUCUGCUCAAAAGCAAAAAGCCUACCAUGAUUGGCUCCAGAAAAUUAAAACCGAACUGAUCCAAAAGUCUCUUGACUCCAGUUCCAACACUUCUGCAAACACAUUUCUAUAG